AUGUCUGGCUCGAUUGAUAUCCGUCUUAAUCGACAAACAAAAACCUAUAGUGAGAACGAUAUUAUUCAAGGAGCCGUCAUAAUUUCAACACCAUCAGCAUUCAAACAUAAUGGUAUUACAAUAACAGUUGAUGGGUCUGUUCAGUUACAUCUAAGUGGAAAAAGUGUUGGUGUUUUUGAAGCAUUUUACAAUUCAACUAAACCUGUUGCACUGAUUACUCAAGUGAUUGAAUUAUCUAAACCAGGUCAUAUAUCAAAUUCAAAAACGGAAAUUCCUUUUCAAGUACAAUUAAAAGGUCGACCGAAUAAACCCCUAUAUGAAACAUAUCACGGAGUUUUUGUUAAUAUUCAAUAUUUUCUUCGUGUUGAUGUCAAACGAACAUUUCUUUCAAAAGAUAUGAGUAAACAAAUUGAAUUUAAUGUUGAAUAUAGUCCGGAACAUGAAUUAGCUGCUGAAAAAGCAUCAGUAAAACCAGCUGCUUUUGAAAUGACAUCCGAUUCAAUAAAAACAAUUCAAAAUGUAAGUGCUUGA
Molecule: messenger RNA, 531 nt
Organism: Rotaria socialis
Lineage: Eukaryota; Metazoa; Rotifera; Eurotatoria; Philodinida; Philodinidae
Source: the annotation of a GenBank genome assembly